CCCUCAACUUCUAGAGAUAAAGAGAUAAAAAGGUAAGAGAGAUGAGCACAAGUAGUUCUUCUCUAUUCAAAACAAAUGGAGCUAAGGGAAGAUCACUCUACAAACUUUAUGCAAGCUUUAUCCUUGUGUGUAUCUUAUCUAUAUUGUUCUAUAGACUCACUCACAUCCCUUUAGAACAUUAUAGUUUGACAUUUGCAUGGAUUUCAUUGUUUGCAUCCGAACUAUGGUUUUCUUUCUAUUGGAUCCUAACUCAAUCCGUUCGUUGGAAUCCAAUUUAUCAUCAAACCUUCAAAGAAAGACUCUUGCAAAGACAUGGGAACGAACUUCCCAUGGUUGAUGUUUUCAUUUGCACUGCCGAUCCGGUUGCCGAGCCGCCGAGUUUAGUGAUGUCAACAGUGUUAUCAAUGAUGGCUUAUGAUUAUCCAAAAGAGAAAUUGAGUGUGUAUCUUUCAGAUGAUGCUGGUUCAGAGCUUACAUUUUAUGCUUUAUGUGAAGCAUGCAAGUUUGCAAAGCAUUGGAUUCCAUUUUGCAACAAGUUUGAUGUUGAGCCAAGAUCACCAAAUGCAUUUUUCUUCAAGGCUUAUCAUUUCUCUUCUUCCAACUUGUCUAUCUCUAAGGAGUGGUCCCAAAUGAAGGACAUGUAUGAAGCGAUGAUCAACAGGAUUGAUUUUGUUGUUACACAAGGGAAGGUUCCUCAAGAACUCAAACAACAUCAAGGAUUUUCCAAAUGGACUUCAAACAUGACUUCAAGAAACCAUGAUACCAUAAUUCAAAUUUUAAUUGAUGGAAAUGAUGAAAAAUCAAUGGAUGUUGAAGGAAAUUUAUUACCUAGAGUAAUUUAUAUUGCAAGGGAGAAAAGACCUCAACAUCAUCACAACUUCAAGGCAGGCUCCAUGAAUGUUUUGUUAAGAGUAUCAUCACAGAUAAGCAAUGGCCCAAUAAUACUGAAUGUGGAUUGUGACAUGUACUCAAACAACUCACAAUCAAUCAAAGAUGCAUUGUGCUUCUUUUUUGAUGAAGAGAAGGGACAUGAAACUGGCUUUGUGCAAUACCCUCAAAAUUAUGACAACAUCACCAAGAAUGAUUUAUAUGAUAAUUCCCUCAAAGUUAUCAACAAGGCAGAACAUCCUGGAUUGGAUAGUUGGGAAGGAACACUAUAUAUUGGGACAGGGUGUUUCCAUAGAAGAGAAGCUCUUCAAGGGAGGAAAUACAGCAAAGGUUACAUUGAAGAUUGGAAAAGAGGAGUUGAUAGAAAAAGUGUGGAUAGUGCUAGUGUUUUGGAAGAAAAAGUAAAACAUCUUGCUAGUUGUACCUAUGAGUUCAACACUUUAUGGGGCAAAGAGAUUGGUUUGAGGUAUGGGUGUGCAGUGGAGGAUAUUUUAACAGGGUUGGCCAUGCACUACAAUGGAUGGAAGUCCAAAUUCUUAGACCCUGAAAGAAAAGCCUUUUUAGGAGUAGGUCCCACAACAUUGGAACAAACUCUAAUCCAAUUCAAGAGAUGGAGUGAAGGCAACUUUCAGAUACUCCUGUCAAAGAACAGUCCUCUUUUAUUUGGUUACCAAAAAAUCAAGUUUGGUGCUUGCAUGGGCUACUCCAUCUAUGGCCUUUGGGCUGUUAACUCAUUCCCAACUCUUACAUACCUUCUUAUACCUCCUCUUUUACUUCUCAAUGGCAUCUCCUUAUUCCCAAAGGUAUCAUCUCCAUGGUUCAUACCAUUUGUUCUUGUGUUCAUUGCUAAGCAUGCAUAUAGCUUAAUUGAGUCACUAUACUCUGGUAAUAGCUUCAAAGGGUGGUGGAAUGCACAAAGGAUGUGGGUCAUGAGAAGAAUAACAUCAUUCCUCUAUGCCUUAAUUGACAACAUCUUGAAGCUCUUUGGUGCAUCUAAAUUAGCAUUCACCAUCACAGCCAAGGUCAGUGAUGAAGAUUCCUCGAAACGGUAUGAUCAAGAAGUCAUGGACUUUGGCUCGGCCUCAUUGAUGUUUAUGAUCAUCGGCACUGUUGCAUUGAUCAAUGGUUUCUGCUUUUUUGGUGUAGUCUUGAGAAUGAUACUGACUGAAGGUUAUGUUGAUGGUGCAUUGUUGAUUCAAGUGGUGCUUUGUGGAUUAAUAGUGGCAAUCAAUGUGCCAAUCUAUGAAGGGCUUUUCUUACGUAAAGAUAAGGGUCGCAUGCCGUACUCUGUCACCUUUGUUUCACUUGGAAUUUCAAUGCUUGUUUGCAUGCUUAGCAUGCAUGGUUUAAGCAUUGCAUGAUUAGAAGUUAGCUGGCAUCUUGCCAUUGUAUAACAUUAGAGGAUUGUAAAGUGUAAUGGCACAUAUAAAGUAGUUCAUGUGAUUACAUUCACUCUCAGAGCAUGUUA
This is a messenger RNA of Dioscorea cayenensis subsp. rotundata (Guinea yam), 2356 nucleotides long. RefSeq names its product cellulose synthase-like protein E6. NCBI's taxonomy places the organism in Eukaryota, Viridiplantae, Streptophyta, Magnoliopsida, Dioscoreales, Dioscoreaceae. Gene Ontology annotation, biological process: plant-type primary cell wall biogenesis; cellulose biosynthetic process. The record is from RefSeq and is a predicted model, not a curated record. Gene Ontology annotation, molecular function: mannan synthase activity; cellulose synthase (UDP-forming) activity. Gene Ontology annotation, cellular component: plasma membrane; trans-Golgi network. The transcript has 8 exons. The coding region runs from base 42 to 2249 and encodes 735 amino acids.